AUGUCCAUGAAUUGUGGUCUGGCGGACCCCCAGGGGUUCAAGGAUGUUUCCCUCGACAUUGCCGCUCCGGAUUCUUCUUCCAUUGACGUAAUUGCGAGGGUACCUCAUGAAGUGAAUACAAAGAUACAUGUUGCCAAGGCUGGCCACAGGAUAUCCUCGGUGGUAGAGAGCGGAGCUUCCAUCUGGACCUCUGCCAAUGGCUAUUCCUGUGACCAUGUUUCAGUCGUUAGGUUCAAAGAGAAGAGUGGUCGUUCGACAUCCUUUGUGACAAGACUAGUGGCUGUCUAUACUAGUGAUGGUAACGGAGCAAGGAAGUCAUUCUACUAUGAAAAGGAUGAGUCAUCAUGGAAGACUGUUGAGGAAGAAAAGUUUUACAGGAGCUUUCAUCACGAAGCGCUAAAGAUGUCCAUAUUGAAGAGUCUGGUCUUGAAUAUAACUGGAGAGAAUAAAUCACCUGAAUUCUUGUCCAGCUCACCAGACUUUCCCUCUUCUGCCUAUGCACCAAAUGUAGGCUAUCGCAUUAAAAAGGUAAUUUAUAAAACCGCCCUAGGACACAGAAAUAACCGUAUACAUGUAGUAUGGUCAAGAAGGUCAAAGGAUGAGCAUUGCAUUUACGCUUCCUUUUAUCCAAAGAAGGAACCCAAAGUUGGCUACCUGAUCAUAGAAACUAAGGAUGGUUUGCAGGAAAGGUUUUAUGCCAAGACAGGUACCUUUGGAGGAUGGACUGUUAGGACGAAGGAAGACUACCUGAAUAGGCUGAUAAACGCUGGUUUCAAUGAGUCCACCUUCAAUAAUAACAUUACUAUGGACAUUAGUAAUGUGGACAGCAACAAUUUUUACAUUAAAAAUGAUCCCUUGGAUGAUUGUAAUAGAGAUACAUAUAUACCAUCCAUUGGCUUUAAACUCAAGGAGGUUAUGGAUGGCGGAGUAUCACUCUGGAAAGCUCCAGAGUCAAGUGAUGCUAAAUGCAGAUUUGUAAGACUGUUUAUCAGGGGAAGUCCAUUGACCCUAUUGCUUCUUGUCGACGAUCCGAAAAAUGGACGUCAUGUUGUAUACUUUGUAAAGAGUGGUGGUGAAUGGAAAAAGGUCGGUAAGGAUGAAUACUAUGAUCAUAUUGCAAAGGAGAAUGGUCUAGAGCCUUUGCGAAGGAUUGAGAAUCCAAAGGUUGUAAUGAGUAGUUUUACGAAUAAACAAGGACUGCGUAUUGCAACAUAUGCCUCCAGAGUUGAGAAUGCCAAGGGAAGCAUUGUGUUGGCCCACGGUAUCCGUUCCCACUUCAAGAUAGACUUUUGCUCACCUAAUUUGGAGUGGAACUUUGAAAAGUUUGGAUUUCAACUUGCUCCAGACAUUAGUGGGAUAUUCAUGCAAGGAAAUGCCCAAAAGACCAAUUAUACUGCCAUGUACAAGUACCUAUUUGAGCAUGCCAGACUAGAUGGAAUGGAUGCGUUUGAGGUGUUCCCUGUCUUUGAGUACAGGAAUAGUCUUGUAGAAUACUUUAAUGCAUCAGGCUACAACGUAUUUGCUCUGGACCAUCAGUCCCACGGCUUUUCCGAUGCCAUUUCGAAAUUCACUGCGUACGUUAAAGAUUACAAGGAUUACGUCCACGAUGUCAUUCAGUUUGUCAGUAUCGUCAAAAGAGGUAAAUUUGGAGAUCCUAAUGAAAAGUGGGACGAAAAGGUAGCCUUCAAGAGUCAUGCCACAGAUGGAAAGGUGUUCCUGCUAGGAAACUCCAUGGGAGGUAAUAUUGUCUUUCAGGCAGUUCAAGAAUUUUAUAAGAAUGCCGAAAAGGGAGCAAAAUUCCUGGACGGCCUCAUUUUAACCUCUGGAAUGUUUGACCUGGAUUAUCACUUGGAUACAACCGCUAAAAAGUUUAAAAGGUUCAUGGCCAGAUGUGCAUCAGAGUGUUUACUAAACACAUUAAAUAAAGAGGACAAGCUGUUCAACCAUGGAGAAUCAUUUGAUCUGUUUAUCAUGUACCAAGAUCCACACUUUUACUCAUGCAUGCUUACAUUAAAGGCAGGAAAGUUCUUGUACGAUGCAUGCGAUUAUGUAAAGAACUCCAAGAACUUGGCAAACUAUCCCAAGACUCUGCCAACUCUAUUCUUACACACUGAUACUGACUUCCUGUGUGAUGUAAAGGGCCCAAAGAAGAUGCGUGAUACAUAUCUAAAGGACCAUUCAGAUGUAACUUUGGCAGAGUUCAAGGGAACAACACACUUUUUGACUGUCCCUCAUUCUAUAGUUUUAACACAAAAGGCCUUUAAGGAGUGGUUGAGCAAACAUACUCCUUCAGCUACUAAUGCUAAUACAGUUGAUAAAACUAACAAUGUCGGUAGAAUGUAG
Molecule: messenger RNA, 2343 nt
Organism: Theileria equi strain WA
Lineage: Eukaryota; Apicomplexa; Aconoidasida; Piroplasmida; Theileriidae
Exons: 1
Coding region: 1-2343 (780 amino acids)
Cellular component (GO): membrane
Molecular function (GO): lipase activity
Source: RefSeq, a predicted model, not a curated record